AUGGAAGGGAAGCUCUUUACGUAUGACUCGGAAUCACGAUACGUGGCAUUUGAGAGCAACAGCUCAUUACCAAACAAGACCAUAUUCAUUCCAGGUCUCACCGAUGGUCUCAACGCACUACCAUACCUCCCACUCCUAACUCAACAACUCGCAUCCAUCGGUUACUCACUAAUCCAACCAAUACUACCAUCGAGCUACCUACAAUACGGCAUAUCCUCACUCUCAAACGACUGUAAAUACAUCGACAAACUGAUUAAGCACGUGCUGGACACGUCAUCUGUUGGCACGCUUGUAUUGAUUGGACACUCGACUGGUUGCCAACAGAUUCUUUACUAUAUGAAGCAUGGAGAGUAUACGGAAAGGAUAUCAGCGGUCGUGUUACAAGGUGCUGUCUCUGAUCGUGAGUUCUUCAUGUGGGACAAUUCUGAUCAGACUACGAAAUACGUGCACCUUGCCAAAUCAUUAAAUGUCCAUGAUCUGCUACCGAGAGAUGUGGAUAUAGCGCCAAUGACAGCAGGGCGUUAUUUGUCUCUAGCAACGAGAUUGGGACUUGACGACAUGUUUAGUAGUGACUUGACAGAUGCUGAACUUAUAAAUAUAUUCAGUGGACUAGGAGCCGGAGUGAAUGUUGGGAUUUGCUUCUCUGGAGCCGACGAGUACGUCCCACCAUCUGUCGACCCCAAAAUGCUGCUGCAACGAUGGACCAAGUCUACGAAGGAAGGCGUGAACGUCGCUGCAGUAAUAAUACCAGAUGCAGAUCACGAACUUAGUACUCAGGAGGCGCAAGAAGCGUUUUGUAAACAUGUGCUUCAAAUUUUGACGGAAGCCUGA
Synchytrium microbalum is the source of this 831-nucleotide messenger RNA. RefSeq lists its product as uncharacterized. Lineage: Eukaryota; Fungi; Chytridiomycota; Chytridiomycetes; Synchytriales; Synchytriaceae. The record is from RefSeq and is a predicted model, not a curated record. The transcript is spliced from 3 exons. Bases 1 to 831 code for a protein of 276 amino acids.